CGGACAUGACAGUCACCUGACUAAAACAAAUUCAUGCUGCCUUGCUAACUGAAUAAACUCGACCAGUUUAGGGGCAUGUUUAAUUUAGCUGUUAAAUAAAACCUUCAAAAUAGCUGCGUCACUGCUGGAGGAGAUGCAUUUUAUCACCACCGGAGACGAUUUGGGGUCAAUGCGGGCAGCUAGCUAGCUAAUUAACGCUCUUCUGUCGUCUCCUCUGGAUUGUGACUGUUGGAGAAAACAGGAAUAAAAAUGCCUCAGUCAGCGGCUACUAUCAGUGGAAUCCAGAGGAUGGUUUUGUACGAAACCAGAGCAAGGUAUUUUCUGGUAGGGAGCAAUCAAGCACAGACCAAACACCGAGUCUUAAAGAUUGACCGCACAGAACCCAAGGACCUGGUCAUAAUUGACGAUAAGCAUGUGUACAACCAGCAAGAAGUACGGGAGUUGCUGGGCCGCUUGGACCUCGGUAACCGCACUAAAAUUGGCCAGAAGGGUUCCUCCGGCCUGUCCAGGGCUGUCUCAGCCUUUGGCAUUGUGGGGUUCGUACGGUUCCUCGAGGGGUACUACAUUGUGUUGAUCACCAAACGCAGAGAGAUGGCAGACAUCGGUGGCCACUCCAUCUACAAAAUUGAAGACACCACUAUGAUCUACAUUCCCAAUGACUCGGUCAGAGUUGCACACCCUGAUGAAGCAAGAUAUGUGCGGAUAUUUCAGAAUGUGGACCUUUCCAGCAACUUCUACUUCAGCUAUAGCUAUGACCUGAGCCACUCGCUGCAGUACAACCUGACUCUGCUGCAGAGACCUUAUGAACUGUGGUCAUCAGCAGCUUCCUCUGGUGAAGAAGAGGUUCAUACGCAGAGCAAGCAGGAUAGCUUUGACAUCUUUGAAGAUGAGGGUUUACCUACACAAGUGGUUUACGGCCUCCAGACUGAACCGUACUACAAGUACGUGUGGAACGGGAAGCUGCUGGAGCGUGUCAAGGACAUCGUGCAUCAUGAUUGGCUCAUGUAUAUAAUCCAUGGCUUCUGUGGCCAGUCCAAGCUUCUAAUCUACGGCCGACCAGUUCACAUCACUCUCAUUGCCAGACGCUCCAGCAAAUUUGCCGGGACACGCUUCCUGAAAAGAGGAGCCAACUGCGAGGGCGAUGUGGCUAACGAGGUAGAGACUGAACAGAUUGUCCAUGAUGCCUCAGUUAUGUCUUUCACAGCAGGGAGUUACUCCUCAUACGUCCAAGUGCGGGGUUCGGUCCCACUCUACUGGUCCCAGGACAUUUCCACCAUGAUGCCCAAACCCCCAAUACGAUUGGACCAAGCUGACCCAUACGCCCACGUAGCCGCUCUCCAUUUUGACCAGAUGCUGCAGCGGUUUGGCUCACCUAUUAUCAUUCUCAAUCUGGUCAAGAAACGUGAAAAAAGGAAACAUGAGAAGAUUCUGAGUGAAGAGCUUUACCCUGCUGUGAUCAACCUAAACCAGUUCCUCCCUCCAGACCACUGCAUCGACUACAUCGCUUGGGACAUGGCUCGCUACACCAAGAGCAAGUUGUGCAAUGUUCUGGACCGCCUUAGCAUGAUAGCGGAGAACGUGGUCAAGCGAACGGGUUUCUUCAUUAAUCGCUCUGACUUCUACUGUCACACCCUCAGACCAGACGACAGGUGGGGAGAUUUAGGUGGACACAUUGCAUCCAGCGGGCGAGUGCAGACUGGUGUGUUGAGGACGAACUGUGUGGAUUGUCUCGACCGGACCAACACUGCCCAGUUCAUGGUGGGCAAGUGUGCACUGGCCUAUCAGCUUUACGCACUGGGAAUGAUCGACAAGCCCAAGCUCCAGUUUGAUACCGACUGUGUCAGGUUGUUUGAGGAGCUCUACGAGGACCAUGGAGACACUUUAUCGUUGCAGUAUGGCGGUUCACAGCUGGUCCACAGGGUCAAAACUUACCGCAAGAUCGCACCCUGGACACAGCACUCCAAAGACAUCAUGCAGACGCUGUCACGCUACUACAGCAAUGCUUUCUCAGAUGCUGAUAGACAAGAUGCCAUCAAUUUGUUCCUCCAAGUUUACCAGCCGUCGGAGACCAAGCCGCACCUUUGGGAGCUGCCAACUGACUUCUACCUGCAUCAAAGGAGCACCAUGGCCCUUCCUCAAGACAGACGCAGCUACACACUGUGGUGGUCAGAGGGAAUCCUGUCCUACCUUCCUGUGGCCUAUGAUGAAGUCCCCUGUGAUGACACCAUGAAGAAGGUCAAAGUAAAGAGAGUGAACCGCUUUGAUGAGGGUAUCGACAUCUACACGGAAUUCUUCAAACCUUAUGAACUCACCUGCUUUGAUGACACAUUUUGCAUUGCCAUGACCAACUCUGCAAGGGAAUUCAUGCCUAAGACAGUAGGAGUGGAUCCAAGCCCAUUCACAGUUCGCAAGCCGGAGGAAACUGGAAAAUCAGUGCUGGGCAACAAGAGCAAUAAGGAGGAGACGCUGCUCCAAAGGAAGACUGCAGCCAGCGCACCUCCUCCCCCGAGUGAAGAGGCCAUCUCCAGCACCUCGGAGGACGACUCCGAGGACGAUCGUGACGACGACGGCUCCGUCUCCCAGCGAUCCACCCCGAUCAAGCUGCUAACAGACUCAGGAGAGAGCAGUCGCACACAGGAGGAGAUCCAACAGCAGCAGACAGUUAAGGAACCAUAUGGACUCAAUCUGGCCGAGUUUCCUUCAGAGGAAGACGUGCUCAUUUACAAAAGGUUUGCACACCUCGGGGAGAGUCAGCACACAGUGGAGAGAACUCAACACAUAAAGUUGGCAAAUAUCAUCUGUUUAGAGCCGGUGUCCUGCUUCCCGGACGACAGCGUCUUCUCCGUCUGUCCUCCGCAGGUGGACAGGAACAGCCAUGACGUGUUCGAGAGCCACGUGAUGCUGGGGCAGGGCCAGGCUCUGGGUGGCUUGGUCUACCAACCGUUCUAUCAAAGAAUCCUGUCCACUGCAUCUUCCGCCCAGGCCCAAGUGACCUGCGUCGCCUCCUCGUUCUUCUGCCUGGUUGGUGCUGGAUAUCCCAUCUGUGCUGGCUGGAGCUGUGGCUGCUUCUACAGGUCUAUCCACCUGACUUACACCUCAGCUGAUUGUCCUCAGGUUUUUGCAUUUGAAAUAAUCGUAUUUUCGGCCUAUCUCUUAAAAUUUGGAGGCAAAUUCAGAAUGCAUGCCAGAUACAAAACAUAGCCAAACUACUAAAAUGGUGUGCUUUUGAUAGUGUUUUUCUCCCCAACCUUAAUGAUGAAGGAUUUAAGGUAUGGGCAGAGAAUGGAGCUACUGCCUACUGCACUUUAAUACAAAGGGGAGUCACUGAAGAGCUUUCAAACUAUGGGGGAAGAAUAUGGUCUUGAACAGAAGGAUUUUUACAGAUGCCUCCAAAUGAGACACUGUUUUGACACACUAAAGAAAGACAUAAAUAUGGCCAAUUUAGAGACUGGAAUGAUGAAAAUAUUUGAAUCUGCAUAUAACUCUGAGGACAACACUAAAAUCAUUUCCAAGAUUUACAACUAUUUCUCAGAGAAAAUCACAAGACUCUGUAUAUGAAAGAAAAAUGGUUUAAUGAGAGUAAUGAGGUUUUCUCUCAGGAUGACUGGAACGCAAUUUGCCAAAUACAAUGGAAAGCCACUAGUUCUAUGAGCUGGAGGGAAAUCUGCUGGAAGAAUCUGGUACGUUUCUUCAUGACCCCUCACCAAAAGCGACACGACACCACUAAUUCCAAAUGUUGGAGACAGUGCCAAACCGAUAAUUCCAAUCACUGCCACAUAUUUUGGUCCUCCCAGUGCUGGUCUCUUACUGGAAAAGUGUCUACCAGAUUAUACAGGAGGUUCUUCAAACCACUUUUUCACCUUUUAGAUUUGAUAUUCUAAACUUGGGUAACCUUCCACAAGAGAUAGAUGCAAAGGACAGGAAGCUUGUGUCCAUCUUACUGGCAGCAUAACCCACAAAUAGCUGCAACAACAAGCUCCCUUGAUUGAUGAUUGGGUUGAUGUUGUUUGACAUAUACAAAAUGGAAAGAUUGACAUAUUAUUUCAAACUUCACCAAGACGUUUUUGCCAGUAUAUGGUUGAAGUGGACCGUAUAUAUAGCUCCCAGAAGAGGAGAUUUUAUAUGAUAUAUAUUAUGUUUCUAACUCAAAUAUGUAUCUUCCUCCUAGUUCUAUGGUGUAUAUAGUUCUGUUGGUGGUACCAGACAGAUUCUUUAAAGAAGGAUAAUACACAAGUUAUCACAUACUUCAGUAUUUGUCUUCUGUUUUUCCUACUUUUGAUUCUGUAUAUGAAAGACAACAAGUGAUAACAAGGACGAUAAUUUUAAUGAGAUAUUUCUGUUAUCAUUUACGCUUAUUAUUUUCUGAAAUGUCUUUCCUUUUGUUUUUUUUUUUUUCAGUCUGCUUAAUUUUAUUCCUUCAAGAAUACCCCCGUGACUUGUGUAUUUGCACUUGUGACAUGGUUGGAAUGUACUCUGUAAAGCUCUGGACACCAAUGAAAAAGCUCAUUUAGAUCGACUCAUUUAGAUCAACUUCAAACAAUAUAGAGCAAAUUUAAUUCAUGUACACUGUCAAAAAAUCUUUGGGGUCACUUAGAAAUGUCCUUAUUUUUGAAAGAAAAGCAGUUCUUUUUUCAAUGAAGAUAACAUGAAAUGAAUGAUAAAUCCAGUCUAGACAUUGUUCAUGUGGUAAAUGACUAUUCUGAUCAUUCUUGUUUUCAUUAAAUAAUGGUACAUAUUUUAUCAAUUCUGUCAGGAUAAGUAAACUUAUGAGCACAACUGCAUGUGCAGGCCUUACACUGGUUUCCAAACUAGUUGUGAUGUUCCACAUUUCACCUUCAACUCUGAUUUCGGUUGAGAUAUGUCUGUUUUGUUUCGUUUUUUUUGGCAGACAGGUUUAAAAAUAUCCUUCUCAUAUCAAACUCUGCAGUCUCACUCCAGAAUGUGCAAUAGCUCUGUUGGCCCAUGGUGCAAAAACAUAUUAGUUUCACAAUAAAAGCUGUAAAAUAC
Molecule: messenger RNA, 5007 nt
Organism: Amphiprion ocellaris (clown anemonefish)
Lineage: Eukaryota; Metazoa; Chordata; Actinopteri; Pomacentridae
Gene: fig4a
Product: FIG4 phosphoinositide 5-phosphatase a
Exons: 25
Coding region: 250-3201 (983 amino acids)
Biological process (GO): phosphatidylinositol dephosphorylation
Cellular component (GO): intracellular membrane-bounded organelle
Molecular function (GO): phosphatidylinositol-3,5-bisphosphate 5-phosphatase activity
Source: RefSeq, a predicted model, not a curated record